This is a messenger RNA of Pecten maximus, 330 nucleotides long. Its product is annotated as translation initiation factor IF-2-like. NCBI's taxonomy places the organism in Eukaryota, Metazoa, Mollusca, Bivalvia, Pectinida, Pectinidae. The record is from RefSeq and is a predicted model, not a curated record. The coding region runs from base 1 to 330 and encodes 109 amino acids. The transcript has a single exon.
AUGGGAGAUGGUUACUCUGAGAAGGAUAGAUGGGAGAUGGGUUACUCUGACAAGGAUAGAUGGGAGAUGGGUUACUCUUACAAGGAUAGAUGGGAGAUGGGUUACUCUGACAAGGAUAGAUGGGAGAUGGGUUACUCUGACAAGGAUAGAUGGGAGAUGGGUUACUCUGACAAGGAUAGAUGGGAGAUGGGUUACUCUAACAAGGAUAGAUGGGAGAUGGGUUACUCUAACAAGGAUAGAUGGGAGAUGGGCUACUCUAACAAGGAUAGAUGGGAGAUGGGUUACUCUGACAAGGAUAGAUGGGAGAUGGGUUACUCUGACAAGGAUUGA